CUGCUCCCGACUCCUAUUAAUGCCCACCAUGCUACUCCCAUUUUCCACCACUCAAACUCCAUCUCAAGCUUCCAAGCUAACCAAAAGCACAUUCUUCUUUCUCAUUCAACCAUGGCUGCCUCAACAAUGGCCCUCUCUUCCCCAUCACUGGCCGGAAAGGCAGUGAAACUGGCACCAUCCUCCCCGGAACUCCUCGGGGUAGGAAGGGUGACCAUGAGAAAAACCUUCGGCAAGCCCAUUCCUUCCGGAAGCCCAUGGUACGGCCCAGACCGCGUCAAGUACUUGGGUCCAUUCUCUGGCGAGCCCCCAUCCUACCUCACCGGUGAAUUCCCCGGUGACUAUGGUUGGGACACUGCUGGGCUCUCGGCUGACCCCGAAACCUUUGCCAAGAACCGCGAGCUCGAGGUGAUUCACUGCAGGUGGGCCAUGCUUGGCGCUCUUGGAUGCGUCUUCCCCGAGCUUUUGGCCCGUAACGGUGUUAAGUUUGGCGAGGCUGUUUGGUUCAAGGCUGGUGCACAAAUCUUCAGUGAGGGUGGGCUUGACUACUUGGGCAAUCCCAGCUUGAUCCAUGCCCAAAGCAUUUUGGCCAUUUGGGCUUGCCAAGUUAUCUUGAUGGGUGCUGUUGAGGGCUACCGUAUUGCAGGAGGCCCACUCGGAGAGGUCGUCGACCCGCUCUACCCAGGUGGAAGCUUCGAUCCUUUGGGCCUUGCUGAUGAUCCAGAGGCAUUUGCAGAGUUGAAGGUGAAGGAGAUCAAGAAUGGAAGACUAGCCAUGUUUUCCAUGUUUGGGUUCUUUGUUCAGGCCAUCGUGACCGGAAAGGGACCGUUGGAGAACCUGGCUGACCACCUCGCCGACCCAGUUAACAACAACGCCUGGGCUUACGCCACCAACUUCGUCCCCGGAAAGUGAGCUUAAGAAGAGACGUUCUGUAUCCAUCAUGUUGCAGUGAUCGUGUAAAUUUGUUGUCAACUAUGAGAAUGAAUUUUGUGAUUUAAUGUUAAUCCCAUGGUUGGUUUUUCUUUGAA
Molecule: messenger RNA, 1025 nt
Organism: Malania oleifera
Lineage: Eukaryota; Viridiplantae; Streptophyta; Magnoliopsida; Santalales; Ximeniaceae
Product: chlorophyll a-b binding protein of LHCII type 1-like
Exons: 1
Coding region: 112-909 (265 amino acids)
Biological process (GO): photosynthesis, light harvesting in photosystem I; response to light stimulus
Cellular component (GO): plastoglobule; chloroplast envelope; chloroplast thylakoid membrane
Source: RefSeq, a predicted model, not a curated record